This is a messenger RNA of Scophthalmus maximus (turbot), 2879 nucleotides long. RefSeq names its product Wnt ligand secretion mediator (gene wls). Gene Ontology annotation, biological process: intracellular protein transport; Wnt protein secretion; Wnt signaling pathway. Gene Ontology annotation, molecular function: Wnt-protein binding. The transcript has 13 exons. Bases 105 to 1994 code for a protein of 629 amino acids. Gene Ontology annotation, cellular component: endomembrane system; organelle membrane. NCBI's taxonomy places the organism in Eukaryota, Metazoa, Chordata, Actinopteri, Pleuronectiformes, Scophthalmidae. The record is from RefSeq and is a predicted model, not a curated record.
UCUCUCUCUCUCUCCACCGACACUUUGUCGUCUGCUCCUCCGCCGGUGUGUGUGUGUGUGUGUGAGUGUGUGAGACACACUUCGACUCCGGCCGUCGCUUCGCCAUGGCGGGGGCUAUUAUUGAGAACAUGAGCACCAAAAAGUUGGUGAUAAUGGGAGUUACUCUGCUGCUGUUCCAGGCGUUCGCCUUCAUGGUCGGCGGUUUAAUUGCUCCCAGCCCCACCACAGCGGUCCACUACUUGGCCACCAAGUGUGUGGACACAGUCAAGCACCGACAGGAAACCAAAUGGUUCAUGCCUUGGGGUCCUGACCAGUGCGACAAGAUCCGGACCUUUGACGAGGCCAUGGCCAAAAAGAUUGAGGCCAACAACAUUGUCUUUGCUGUCCACAUUCCUUUGUCUAACAAGGAGAUGAGCGCCUGGUUCCAGUUCAUGCUGGUCAUCCUGCAGUUUGACAUUGCCUUUAAGAUGUACAACCAGAUAGAGGAUGGGGCGUUGGUCACCAUCGACGUGGGUCUGGCCUACAGAGAUGACACUGUCAGUGAGUGGACGGAGAUGGCUCACUCUUAUGAACAGAGGAAACUGAGCUGCAACUUUACCACUACCAAGACCUUUGAGAAUGAGGGACGUUACUAUGAGUGUGACCUGCUGCCCUUCAUGGAGGUGGGUAGUGUGGCCCACAAGUACUAUCUUCUCAACAUCCGCUUGCCUGUCAACGAGCGCAAGAAGGUCAACGUGGGGAUUGGAGAAAUCAAAGACAUUCGUCUUGUUAGCAUCCACCAGAAUGGAGGCUUCACAAAAGUCUGGUUUGCCAUGAAGACGUUCCUCACACCGAGCAUCCUCAUCAUCAUGAUCUGGUACUGGAGACGCAUCACCCUCAUGAGCAGACCUCCUGUGCUGCUGGAGAAGGUAAUCCUUGCUCUGGGCAUCUCGAUGACCUUCAUCAACAUCCCAGUGGAGUGGUUCUCUGUCGGUUUCAACUGGACCUGGAUGCUGCUUUUCGGAGACAUCAGGCAGGGGAUCUUCUACUCUAUGCUGCUGUCCUUCUGGAUCAUCUUCUGCGGGGAGCACCUCAUGGACCAGACGGAGAGGAACCGUUUCUCAGUUUACUGGAAGCAGGUUGGACCCAUCGUCUUUGGCUCCUUCUGCCUUUUUAUCUUUGACAUGUGUGAAAGAGGUGUUCAGCUGACAAACCCUUUCUACAGUAUCUGGGCAUCUGACGUAGGAACUGAACUGGCUAUGGCAUUCAUAAUUGUUGCAGGGAUUUGUGCCUGUCUCUACUUCCUCUUCCUCUGCUUCAUGGUUUUUCAAGUCUUCCGCAACAUCAGUGGCAAGAGGACGUCCCUGCCCGCCAUGUCCAGGGCCAGACGCCUGCACUAUGAGGGUCUGAUUUUCAGGUUCAAGUUCCUCAUGUUGGUCACUCUUGCCUGUGCUGCCAUGACAGUCAUCUUCUUCAUCAUCAGUCAGGUGAAUGAGGGCCACUGGCACUGGGGAGAGCACACGGUGGAGGUAAACAGCGCCUUCUUCACCGGAAUCUACGGCAUGUGGAACCUGUACGUCUUUGCGAUCAUGUUCCUCUACGCACCGUCUCACAAACGCUAUGGAGAUGAGCAGUCAAGUGGUCAGUGCAUCACCGACGGAAAUGUUAGUAGAGGCGUGGAGAGCAGGGAAGUAAUGAAAACCAUCCAUCUCCUGACGUCAGUGAAAAGGGGUAGGCUUUCCCCUGAUAUAUGUCCAGCAGUCUCACGGGGGGGGGGGGGGGGGUGCCUCUCUCCAAGUUUCAGUCUCAGUGUUGAUUUAUCAGCUCUUGAUUUUCACUUCUGUUUUUCAAAAAUGCUGAAAGUAUUUUUGAUGAUGAAAUUCAACUGCAACAUGGAUCGAAACGGAGAUGCUGGAGCGAACAGUGGAGAAGACAUCCAGCUGACCACUACCAUUACCCACGUCGAUGGUCCCACUGAGAUCUACAAGAUGACUGGCAAAGAGGCCCAGGAAUAAAUUUCAUCUCCUAUUGAGUCUCCCCUCUAUUUCCCACUGUUCCACUGAUCCCCUCCCUUACACAUAUAUUUAAUCAAAGGGGCUUUUCUCUUUACAUUGCCUGGCACUGAAACGGCAUCAACAGUCCACCUUGCAUGUACCCAGCGAUCCCAGAGUUGCAGCCCUCUCCUCUGCACCAAACCCUCGGGUGUUUAUGUGCCACCCCGUUUCCAAACUCCCUAUUGUAUCUCUACAGGAUGAAUAUUAUCAACACCCAUCAAGUCAUUGUUUUACAUUUCAUAGUUGCGUACAUGUAAACUACGUUGUAUUUGUAAAAGUUGAACAAUGCUUAUGACACAAAGUCUGGCACUAAAAAGGGGGUAAAGAAAACGGCUUCUUUGUGGUCAGAAAUGGCAUUUCGCUGCACUCCUGUUUUCAGGUAGUGUAUUGUUAAACUGAGUGGUUUUGUAAAAAACUGAGCUUCUGACCAAGACGGAAAGCGAAAGGUUUAAAACCAUUUAGCCACUUGUGUUUUUCCUGCUUCAUUACCUGUCUUCCUGCUUCAUUACCAGGGUAUUUAGAGCCUGUCACACAUGCAUACUCUUCCAUAGAAAGGAGAUGAUGUGGAGUACUGCUGUCAAUCUUAGCAUUUCAAGUGGUGGAGUUUUUCUAUAUUGUUGGGGGUACAUGUACAGACCAUAUAGCCACUUUGGGACAUGCAUACUGUUCGUUCAUCAUGUUACAAUGUAGAUAUCUAUUUUUUAUAAAGUGCUUAUUUUCAACUUCACAAAUGUAUUCAUGAAGCUCUAUCAAUGUUUUUGAAGUUGACUGUAGCCGAUUACACGUGGUUCUUAGUUUUGUUUUGCUUUCUAUGCUAAUUUAAUAAAAAAAAAAUCUUUUACUUAA